CAACUGGCUUAACCCCACACCAUGCUUUUUUCCUCCUACUUAUAAGGAGCUCCUCCUUCUCUUAGCUAACCAAAUCAACUCCUUUUUCUCAAGUCAUACAUACAUCUUCCUUCUUUUUCUCCCUCCCAAGAAACCAGAGAUCCAUUUAAAAGGCUCUUUUCAAUCUUCUACGUACCCCCGAUAUACAUACUUAUUUGUGAAAUGGCUUCCAGUUCCACGAGCUCUAACGCUACUUGGACACGUAAGGAGAAUAAACUGUUUGAAAGGGCACUGGCUAAAUAUGACCAAGACACUCCUGACCGUUGGCAUAACGUUGCCAGAGCAGUAGGUAGUAAAUCAGCUGAAGAAGUAAGGCGACACUAUGAGCUCCUCAUUAGGGAUGUCAAUGACAUUGAUUCAGGGCGUUAUCCGGAUCCCAAUUACCAGUCAAAUGGAUACAACCACUGAAAGUAUGUAAGGAACUCUAAAAGGGUCUUCUGAAGUCGACAAAGAUAUUUUAUCAAAGCAAAGAUAUUUAAAAUGUUAUUUACUUAUUUUGGUGUUACGAUUAUAUGUAAGAAUCCUCUACUUCCGUGCUAAUCUAAAUCAAUCAGUGUGCGUUUCAUGUAA
This is a messenger RNA of Camelina sativa (false flax), 609 nucleotides long. RefSeq names its product protein RADIALIS-like 3. NCBI's taxonomy places the organism in Eukaryota, Viridiplantae, Streptophyta, Magnoliopsida, Brassicales, Brassicaceae. Gene Ontology annotation, molecular function: DNA-binding transcription factor activity. The record is from RefSeq and is a predicted model, not a curated record.